Messenger RNA from Eutrema salsugineum, 351 nucleotides. RefSeq names its product succinate dehydrogenase subunit 8, mitochondrial. The record is from RefSeq and is a predicted model, not a curated record. The transcript has 2 exons. Lineage: Eukaryota; Viridiplantae; Streptophyta; Magnoliopsida; Brassicales; Brassicaceae. The coding region runs from base 46 to 186 and encodes 46 amino acids.
UCGGAGAAGAUCAGAACAAAAGUUCGGAAGAAGAAGAAGAAGAGGAUGAUAUACAGAAAGUGGAGUCUGCUUUCCGGUCCACCGGUUAUCCUCGGCGGAGCCGUAGUUGCCGCCGUCGCUGUCGGCAUCUUCUUACAGAACGUUACGAAAGGGGAGCAAAAGAAGAAUGUCUCACCAAACAAAUGAAAAGGAAAAUUGGAAGGUGUUACAAAAAUGUGGUGUGAAUCAUUUGACCUGAAACAUUUAGUUCAUGCAGUGUAACCCAAUAAUGCUUUUUGAAGCUUUCGAAUACACAGAUAUUUUGGUGUUUUAGUAUCUUGUUGCCGGUAAUAAUAUUUCAUUUUGCACAUU